AUGUCUUCCUUCACUACGAACUCAGCUUCAAUCACCCUUUACCAGCUCGUGGCGUAUCUUACACGUCCUUUAAUCGAACUCUAUCCUUCCCAGACAAUGUUGCAGCUGCAAUUUUUCUUGCACGCAAACCUAGUGUCGCAGUUCGUCGCUUCCGAGACUUCUACUCUGUCUCCCUUCACCUUAUUCCUCACGCCCGUUUCCCUACCCCCUACACCCGUAUAUGCCGCCUGCCUUCAGGCCGGCGUUGCCUGGCCCCAGUGGAUCCGUGCAUUAGGCGGAAAUGCGCUUUAUGUUUGUGUCAUGGAGAAUAGCUUGAAGGUUCGCAUCGGCGAAACUGGAGAUGUCGUGACCAUUUGGUCUACGGAACCUAGAGACGCACCUGCUACCUCGAUCAAAAUCCAGACUAGCAACGAGUGCGAAUCGCCAAUGGCGUUGAAGUUGCGCGCGAUGCUUGACUCCGUUCGAACUCGCAGCACUUCCGCCGAUACACCCAGGAAGUCGAUCGCGCUUCCUACUUCCUGCCUCUCCCAUGCCGAUGUUGAUGCUAAUGAUUCAGACUCGGAAUCCGAUACCGAGUCGACGACUUCAUCGUCUCUUUUCUCUGAAACGUCUUCCACCGACUCCAUGUCCUCUAUCUCUUCAGCGGCAUCUUCUCCCGUCUCUAAAACCUCCAAUCUUCCCGUCGCAAAAGCGCCUGUUUACGUGCCACGUCAUCGUCGCAACAUCGCAACUGCUCCUCCAGCACCUGCUCAGGUUGACUCCAGCCUUCCCCAACGUCUUUCUCGCUCUCAACGCCGCCUCGCGCGUGCUACUGUUGACAAGGCGAAAGUUGAUGUCUGUCGGUACACCUACCAAGGCGGUCAGACUUUGGUCAUGACUGGGGGCGUCAUGCUCGGAGGUGUGAAGCAGCCCGCGGUCAUUACCACCGCCACCAAAGCAACUAAGAGUAACACGACUCAGCUUGCUCAAACUGUCCUUACCACAGCCACUAGGCCCUCGGCUACGAAGAAAAGCUCUGCAAUGCUAGGCUCGGAUUCUUCGAGAAACUGGCGCGCUCGUGUUUAG
Messenger RNA from Lentinula edodes (shiitake mushroom), 1065 nucleotides. RefSeq lists its product as uncharacterized. The coding region runs from base 1 to 1065 and encodes 354 amino acids. The record is from RefSeq and is a predicted model, not a curated record. The transcript has a single exon. Lineage: Eukaryota; Fungi; Basidiomycota; Agaricomycetes; Agaricales; Omphalotaceae.